This is a messenger RNA of Miniopterus natalensis, 3106 nucleotides long. It is a transcript of the gene TESK2, whose product is annotated as testis associated actin remodelling kinase 2. Gene Ontology annotation, molecular function: ATP binding; protein serine/threonine kinase activity. Gene Ontology annotation, biological process: protein phosphorylation; actin cytoskeleton organization. Gene Ontology annotation, cellular component: nucleus; cytoplasm. The record is from RefSeq and is a predicted model, not a curated record. NCBI's taxonomy places the organism in Eukaryota, Metazoa, Chordata, Mammalia, Chiroptera, Miniopteridae.
CUUCGUCCUCCGAGUUGGCGCCUAGGGCUGUUGAUUGGCUUUUCUGGACGCCCAUUGUGCCCAUUUCAUACCACGUGGCACUCCUGACCCUAAUUGGGCAAUCCCACCAGCUCGUUGAUUAACGCUUGACUACUGAUUGGCUGCUAUGAGGGAGGGCUUGAGGAAAGGGCGUGACCCGUUGAUGCUCCGCCCCCAACUCUGACCGGCCGGGCACUCGUUUCAGUUGCUGGCGGCUGGGGAGCCCAGCGGAUCUCCCGUCUGCGUUCUGUGCCUCGCGGGCCCGUUCAUCCUGGCCCCGCCAGACAGGCGGGGGGAGCGGCCCGGACUGCGGGGCCAUGGCAGUAGACUCCUCGUCCUCCGCCGCUGCUAGCCCCGCGGAAUCGCAGGCUUCUGCGCGAAGGACCCCCACCGCCUCUGCGGGCUAAGAGCCGCUGCCGCCUCCGAGCUGCGAGGGCUACUAUGCUCCCUCUUUGCCGCCGCUUCCCCCUCCCGCUCGCGCAGGCACCCCUCUGGCUGCUCAGUCCCGCCUCAGUGUCAAACCAGAAGAGAAGUAAAAAUCAACAAAAAUUUAUUAUGUGUGGAGUUCCUUCUUAAAAGAAGAAAAAAGUGAUUAUUGCGACUAUGGAUCGGAGCAAACGGAAUUCAAUUGCAGGAUUUCCUCCACGUGUGGAGCGUCUUGAAGAUUUUGAAGGAGGUGUUGGAAACGAUGGAAACAUGACUCAGGUGGGAAGAGUUUGGCCAUCUUCAUAUCGAGCUCUUAUAAGUGCCUUUUCCAGACUGACACGAUUAGAUGACUUCACCUGUGAAAAAAUAGGGUCUGGCUUCUUCUCUGAAGUGUUCAAGGUGCGUCACCGAGCUUCUGGUCAGGUGAUGGCUCUUAAGAUGAACACCUUGAGCAGUAACCGGGCAAAUAUGCUGAAGGAAGUGCAGCUUAUGAAUAGACUCUCCCAUCCUAACAUCCUUAGGUUCAUGGGUGUAUGUGUACAUCAAGGACAAUUGCAUGCACUUACAGAGAACUGCCUGAUAAAGAGGGAUGAAAAUGGUUACUCCGCAGUGGUAGCUGACUUUGGCCUGGCUGAGAAGAUCCCUGAUGUCAGCAUGGGGAGCGAGAAGCUGGCUGUGGUGGGCUCACCCUUCUGGAUGGCACCUGAAGUUCUCCGAGAUGAGCCCUACAAUGAGAAGGCGGACGUGUUCUCCUAUGGUAUCAUCCUCUGUGAGAUCAUCGCCCGCAUCCAGGCUGAUCCGGACUAUCUUCCCCGCACAGAGAACUUCGGGCUGGACUAUGACGCUUUCCAGCACAUGGUGGGAGACUGUCCCCCAGACUUUUUGCAGCUUACCUUCAACUGCUGUAAUAUGGACCCCAAACUGCGCCCGUCCUUUGUGGAGAUUGGAAAGACCCUGGAGGAAAUUCUGAGCCACCUACAGGAGGAAGAGCUGCAGCCCACAGGACUCCUGGAGAAAGGAUCUGGGGUGAAGCGACUGAGCUCACUGGAUGAGAAGAUCCCUCCCAAGUCCCCACGCCCAAGACGUACUAUCUGGCUGUCUCGAAGCCAGUCAGACAUCUUCUCCCGUAAGCCUCCACGUACAGUGAAUGUCUUGGACCCCUACUACCGGCCACGAGGUGGUGCUGCUAGCACCCCCAAAAUCAAUCCUUUCAGUGCUCGCCAGGACCUCAAGGGUGGCAAGGUCAAGUUCUUUGACCUGCCCAGCAAGUCUGUUAUCUCCCUGGUAUUUGACCUGGAUGCACCAGGGCCUGGAACUUUGCCUGUGGCUGAUUGGCAGGAACCCCUGGCCCCACCUGCUCGCCGGUGGCGUUCUUUGCCUGGUUCACCAGAGUUCUUUCAUCAAGAGGCCUGUCCAUUUGUAGGCCGAGAAGAAUCACUCUCUGAUGGGCCCCCACCACGUCUCAGUAGUCUCAAGUACAAAGUAAGAGAGAUCCCACCAUUCCGAGCAUCUGCCCCACCAGCCGCUCCAGCCCAUGAAGCCAUGGACUGCUCCAGUCCCCAGGAAGAAAACGGUUUCGGGCCCAGGCCUCAGGGGGCCAGUUCAUGCCUUGCAGGUUCCUCUGAGGAGAUGGAGGUAGAAGAAGAAAGGCCAAGAGGCUUGGCUCCAGUCUCCUUGUCUGUCUCAGGCGUAGGCCUGAAAACCCAGGGAGAGCAGGAUGGGUGAGAGGGGUUAAUCCCUGCCUCACUGAGGAUGGACCUUCAGCUGAAGCCACAGGGCCCCCUUGGUGCACAGCUUUGACUCUCCCCUGGGGCCUACAGAGCAGGCAGGCUAGGCCAAGCCUGACUCAACUUUGGGACUCCCAGUGCCCAGUGGCUGUGAGAGGGAAGGCAGCAGUGAGAGGCCUUCCUUGUUAGGGCCAACAGUUGGUACCAAGCCUCUGAAAUCCUGCAAGGAGCUCUGGCUCCCACCUGACCCCCCAGUGCACUUCUGCAGACAGGACCAGAGGACUCCUAGUUCUAGUUUGAGCUGGCACGCAGCUAUUAUCCCAGGUUCUUCUUCCACCCAGGUCUGUCUCUUGCCCUUUCAUGGGGCAUAUAAGCUACUGGAUGGAACCUGGAGCUGACCGUAAAGGGCAUGACAAUUUCUCAGACCUGAAGACUGGGGUGCUUCUUGCCAGUAUGUCUAAGACACUUGAAUAAUUGCUGUUUGCACUUACUGCACAGUCAGACCACAUCACUACAUUUCUAUGCAAGGGGAGGGCAAGGCAGCGUGGUGGUCAUGGCUCUUAGCUAACCUAUUCAGAGAUCUUUUCCAGUUGAUUAACCUAUUUUCAUAUUUAUGAAGCAGUCUUAAUGUUCUGCCCCAUAAGACUUUCAACCUUGUGGUUGGGAGUGGGGCUGGUUUCGUAGGCCCUAGGGCCUGCUCUGUGUAUUUGUCAACAUGUGAUACACCCAAUUGGUUAAACGGUUUAUACAUGGACUGAUUUUCUUCCCUUCCUGCUAUGGCUGGAGCUAUGGGAACAGUCUGUCUUUAUAGUGUCGCAAUAAGAAAUAACCAAAGAUAAAGCUGGUCAAACAUUUUCAUAACUUGUUUCUAGUGAUUUUUGGGGUAAAACUUCCCCAAAACACUCUCAGACUUAAAAAUAAAGUUGGUUAUUACA